Messenger RNA from Larimichthys crocea (large yellow croaker), 2910 nucleotides. It is a transcript of the gene meak7, whose product is annotated as MTOR associated protein, eak-7 homolog. The transcript has 9 exons. Lineage: Eukaryota; Metazoa; Chordata; Actinopteri; Sciaenidae. Gene Ontology annotation, biological process: TOR signaling; response to oxidative stress. Gene Ontology annotation, cellular component: nucleus. Bases 93 to 1487 code for a protein of 464 amino acids. The record is from RefSeq and is a predicted model, not a curated record.
AUACCAGGAAGUGUACGGUUUGUUGUCACUGGAUGCAGGAUGUGAAGCGUAGCUGUCCUUCUUUGAAAGUAUGUGUCUGAAAGCAGAGCACCAUGGGUAACACAGAGAGCGUGCUGGUGCAGAAGCGGCUGGCCCGCUUUCGCCCCGAGGAGCGGCCUGUGGUCGAGGGGGUCUUCGACAGGCUCCAGGGCGGUGCUGGGGGCCCCUCAGCAGCAACAGGGAAGACUCUAACACUCCAGAUGCUGCAGUGCUCAAUGGGAAGCCUGGCACCUGACUCCAUGGUGAAGAGGGUCUACCAGUGCAUGUGUUGUAUAGACCCUGGACAGGCAGCACCUGCAGCCACAGGGAAGCCCAGCACCACUGCUGCGUCCGGAGUAGGUCGAGAACAAUUGGUCAUCUUCCUAGCAGACACCCUGCGAGGUACUGCAGAAGAACGGGCUCCUCUCGUCAUGGCCAUGUCCCAGCGUGGAGCAGGGCCAGCAGCAACAGUUGUGACAUGUGAGCAGGUAGCAGAGUUCCUACAGGACCUGAUUUCUGCUGUAGUUCAGAUUCUGGUCCACAGAGGGCGUCUGCAGGGCUGGAAACCAGAGAGAAUGGGUGAUGACUCCCUGGGUGUCAAACUCCUGGCAGAGCAGUUGUGUUCUGAACUCAAACCCUCAGAUCAGGGAGGUUGUGAUGUUUCCUCUCUGGAGGACUGGAUCUUCAGGGUCUCCCAGGUGUCCUUGUACCUAGAGAUGCUGGUAGCUGAAGGCCUAAAUGUGUCCCUGAGUGGCCGGCCGGCACCAACCCUGCUGCCCCCCUGCAGGGAGACGCCUUGGAAAGAGCUGAAGAGUCUGUUGGAUCUUCCCACACUCAUGUUUCUGGCACCACAGUUGCCAGACAGCUACAGUGCCCCCUGGAGACUUGUGUUUUCCACUCGACUGCACGGGGAGAGCUUCACCAGGAUGGUGGCUGGCCUGACUAAGCGUGGGCCCACCCUGCUGCUUAUCAGAGACACAAAGGGACAUGUUUUUGGGGGCUUCGCCUCACACGCCUGGGAAAUCAAACCACAGUUCCAAGGUGACUCCAGAUGCUUCCUGUUCACUGUGUCCCCCAGCCUGAGAGUUUAUACAGCAACAGGAUACAACCAACACUUUAUGUACCUCAACCAGAAUCAGCAGACCAUGCCCAACGGACUGGGUAUGGGCGGUCAGCACCACUAUUUUGGUCUGUGGCUGGACAGUAAUUUUGGUUGUGGUCAUAGCCGUGCAAGACCCAAGUGCACCACCUAUGGCAGCCCUCAGCUCUCUGGAGAGGAGGACUUCACUAUCGACUCAGUGGAAGUGUGGGCAGUCGGAAAACCCCCAGAACCAGAAGAGGGCGAGGAGGGACAGGGUAAGAAGAGUAUCCUGGAUAUGGAUCCAGAGGUCCAAGCGAUGAUGGAGAUGGCAGGGAAGACUCUGCACAGUCAGGGCCUCAGGGAACCAGAGGAAGACCAGGAGCAGUGAGGGGCAACAAGAAACUAAAACACUCUUACCUUACUGACGCUUCUGGCCCAACUACUGCUGAGACAAGUCGGGAGUUUAUCACCUGAUAUAGCUGAAUAACAAGACAUGUCUCCAAUAUACACCGUGAUAUCAGAUUUCUCUUUCCCUCAUUCUUCUACUUAACACACCAACUGCUGCUUCUUUUAAUGUCACGUGACACUAAAGUCAUCUUGUCAUGUCUACACCGAUCAGAUGUCAAACAUAGUAUUGGCUUGGGAAAGACAUAAUACAGGCUAUACUACUACUACUACUGUAUCUUAAAGCAGCUUAGUGCUUAAGCUGUCUGUAAAGUUGAUCUGACUCAUUCACACACAACUCAAAGACAACUUUCAUCUUCAGUGUGAAAAAGACGGGAAGAGAUGUGUCAUGGGUGUGUUCACACUUAAUUCUACCAAGCUACACUGUUUGGUUGACAGAAGAAAACUGUUUUUUAAGGAAUAUUUGAGAAAUAUCACAGAGCAGUCUAUCAAAGAAGAGGCAGCAAAACCAGUCUCUUAACCAGCUGUAGCCUCAGUCGACCAGAAUGCAAUGCAUCCACACGAUCGCUUAUGUGAAUGUAAUGUAUGUGAAAUAUUAGGGGGAACGAAGCACACCGCACCAUAAAUAAUUAUUUAUAAUAGCAAAUUGAUACAGUGAAUUAUCCUCAGAGUUUGGGUUCAAAGUGUGAUCGUGAAUUGACACUUCCUAAGUCCUGCCCCUUUUUGCUCUGGGAUCCAAUCACAGUUGAGCAAGUCUCGGUCAGAACCUCAUUAAACUUUCUCCUUUCCUGUACUCAGAUAUGCUACGUGGUACCUCUUCUAUCUUGAGAAUAAAACCAAGUUUUGAAGAUGGCUAUAAGAUAAAAGCAACGCAUAUAGACUCACAUCCUUAGUGAGCUAAUGUUAGCAAAACGCCAGCUAACUCAUUUACAUGAAUUGUUAGGGAGCUAGUUAGUAAGUGUUUUUGCAAAUGUUAACGAACUUAAGAUGUGACUGUUGCUUUUUUUUAAACCGUUUUCAAAAUUCAGUUGUUUUGGGUAUUGACACGCUUGACUGUGAUAGGAGCAUGGGGUGAAAAGGGGUGGGACUAAGGAAGGGUCAGUUCCUAUGUGCUAUGUUUUACUGCUACUGUACCAUUCAGGUUAAGGAGACAUGAUCUGUCAUGAACCUGUUAGUCAUUUCCUCUAGAUUUCAAAAGGUUUCCUCUCAGACAAAGCUUGAGAAAAGGAAUUCCCUCACACCAGCUUAGUUUACUUGCUUAGUUUCGCUUUAUUCCCAGAUGUCUAUGGGAUCAUGAUUAUGUUAUUAGAUCCCAUAGACAGUCAACAACUGAGCCACGAUAUCCCCAUAUUGCUGUUCCACAUAACUCAGACUACAACAAAUAAAUAAAAGUGAUCUGUCCAAGG